UUAAAAGUAUAUAUAUUAUAAGGACCAAAAUUAGAGUGUAUGGAUGUUAAGGGACUAAAAACGCAAAUACCUAAAUUAACCACCGGAAAAUGUCCCUAAUUAACCUGAAGCCGCCGUAUCACGGCCGUUCGCCGCCCCUUCGCCGCCACAAACUCACAGUCCCCCGCCAGGUAACCAAACCAACUACUAACAUCAUCUUCAAUUUCUCCAUUUCAACCUCUGCAUUAACAAUAAAAUCAUCAUCUACACGCGCCGCUGCGAACUCCGGCAAUUUCAUUUCUCCGUUCACCUCUAUAGCUCCUCUUAAACCUUAUCUCCUUUCGGAAUGGAAACCGAUUCUCUGUGGAUGGCUCUGCAGUGUUUUAUCUGUUUACUCUCUGUCCAAAAUUGUUCCCAAAGUUGGAAAAUUCUCGUCUCUCAUGAAUCCGUUGGAUGUUGUGAGGCUGAGAGAGGAGUGUUUGGUUUUGGGAGGUUUGUUUUUCGUUCGACUCGUUGGUAAUUAUCUGCAGCAAGCGUUUCUAUGGGAAGCUGCGUUGAACUGUGUGUAUAAGAUGAGGGUUUGUGUUUUCCAUAAGGUUUUGCAGAGAGAUUUAGGGUUUUUUGAGGGAGAAAAUGGGAUUGCUGCUGGAGAUGUUGCUUAUAGGAUUACUGCUGAAGCUUCUGAUGUUGCUGAUACUGUUUAUUCUCUCUUGAAUACUAUUGUACCAAGUAGUCUUCAAUUAUCAGCAAUGGCAGUUCAGAUGUUGGUCAUCAACCCUGUUCUAUCAUUACUUUCCGCCUUGGUGAUCCCGUUGAUGGGUUUUGUGAUUGGUUACUUGGGCGAAAAACUUCGUGAUGUAUCAAACAAGGCACAUCUUGCUGCUGCUUCUCUCUCUUCCUAUCUGAAUGAGAUCCUCCCAUCAAUUCUUUUUGUGAAGGCAAACAAUGCGGAGUCCUGUGAAAGAAAGAAGUUCCAGUUACUUGCUUUUGCUGAUCUAUCUGCGACUAUGGGAAAGAAGAAGUUGAAGUCAUUUAUUCCUCAGUUGGUACAGGCAAUAUAUUUUGGCACCUUACUCACAUUUAGCGCUGGAACGCUGCUUGUUUCAAAAGGUUCAAUUGAUUGUUCUGCCAUGGUUUCUUUUGUGACAUCCCUGGUUCUGUUGAUCUCCCCAAUCCAGGAUGUGGGAAAAGCAUACAACGAAUUAAAACAAGGAGAGCCAGCAAUUCAGCGCCUAUUUAGUUUGACAACAUUUGAACCAGAGGAAAUUGUGAACCCAGAUGCUGUUGACUUAGAUUGUGUUGCUGGAGAAGUAAAAUACUCUAACGUCUCUUUUAGAUAUGGAGACAAUGGACCUCUUGUAUUGAAAAACAUGGACUUACAUAUUAAAUCUGGUGAAAUAGUUGCCCUGUGUGGACCAUCAGGAGGAGGAAAAACGACUCUUGUAAAACUCCUUCUUCGCUUAUAUGAUCCUUUACAAGGUUCCAUUUUCAUUGAUGGUUUGGAUAUUAGAGGCAUACGAAUCGAGAGUUUAAGGAGAAACAUUGGUUUGGUCUCUCAAGAUACACAAGGUCAACUGAAGUGGGAAAGAGGAACUACACGGCUGAAUUGUUUUCCAAUUUUUUUAAAAUUCUAUCAGACAUUAUUUUCUGGAAGUGUCGCCGAGAACAUUGGAUAUAGGGAUAGAAUGGCUGGUAUUGAUAUGGAGAGAGUGAAGCUUGCUGCCAGAACUGCAAGUGCAGAAGAAUUUAUUGAAGCGCUUCCUCUUAGCUAUGAGACAAAUGUUGGACCUAGGGGCUCAAUUUUCAGUGGAGGGCAGAAGCAAAGAAUAGCUAUUGCUCGGGCUCUUUAUCAGGAUCCAUCUAUUCUAAUAUUGGAUGAAGCUACUUCAGCAUUAGACAGCAAGUCAGAGCUGUUGGUAAGACGAGCUCUGCAGCACCUGAUGCAAAAUCGUACUGUACUAGUGAUUGCUCACCGCUUGGAAACAGUUUUAAUGGCUGAACGAGUUUUCCUUUUAGAUGAUGGAUACUUGCAGGAGGUUCCUCGCUCCUCUCUUUUGGACGGUCAAAGUGGCUCACUGGCAUCGAUGAGUUUAACAGUAUGAUGUUUAAAUGAAGCUAAAGGUCAAUGAAUAUGCAUUUGUUGCUCUAGUAUGGAAGUAUGUCCUACAACUUUCUUAUCCUUCCAAUGUAAGCUGCUCGUCGCACCAAAUGCCCCUUUAUAUGAAGCUAAAGGUCUGUAAGGUGCUGUAAAUUUCUUGAACAAGUACUUACAGAGUGAUGUAUAUGAUUGUAUAUCUUUACAUACGUUAGAAAAUGCAAUAGAGGCAACACAAUAAUGUCAUUUUUUUUGCCUCAUCUAUUAUAGUGGUAAAUGAUCAAUUGAUUUAAGUGUGGGGAUUAUAGAUCAA
This is a messenger RNA of Solanum tuberosum (potato), 2387 nucleotides long. Its product is annotated as ABC transporter B family member 29, chloroplastic. Gene Ontology annotation, molecular function: ATP binding; ATP hydrolysis activity; ABC-type transporter activity. The record is from RefSeq and is a predicted model, not a curated record. NCBI's taxonomy places the organism in Eukaryota, Viridiplantae, Streptophyta, Magnoliopsida, Solanales, Solanaceae. Gene Ontology annotation, biological process: transmembrane transport. Gene Ontology annotation, cellular component: membrane. The coding region runs from base 90 to 2081 and encodes 663 amino acids. The transcript has 10 exons.